Messenger RNA from Schistosoma turkestanicum, 1536 nucleotides. The record is from the annotation of a GenBank genome assembly. NCBI's taxonomy places the organism in Eukaryota, Metazoa, Platyhelminthes, Trematoda, Strigeidida, Schistosomatidae.
UUUUUUUUGUAAGAUUGUACAAUGUAAUGUACCGUAAUUCAACCUAAUAUUAUUAUUAUUAUUAUUCAACAAUGAUUGGUUCAUAAAAUUAGUUUUAUAUAGAUGGAAUAAUUAACUUUUCAUCACCUGAAAAUUUCAUUUUCAAUUAAAUCAUAUUUGUGAACAGUGAAUGUACCAUUGGCAUAGUACAAUUUUGAAAUUCGGUUAAUUGGCACAGAGGUUUUAAUGGUAUCAUAUAAAUACACAUAUAUAUAUAUAUAAAUAGAUAUAUAUGCUAUUUGGUUUUAAACAAAUGAAUUCAUUGUGUCUAUUGUAGAUUUAAUAAAUUUUCACAGAAUUCAUUUGUACAUUGAACAUAGUCAAUAUAACAUUAGAUUGUUUCAAAUUAAUACCAGAAAAAAAAAUAAUCCAACCAUCAUUGACUUAUUGAAAAAAAAUAUGUUAAUGUAUUUAUAUGCUUUAAUGUAGACAGUAUUCUUUCAAUCUCAUGCAAUUUAUUGGAUUAAAAAUAUUAUUUCAUUUAUUUUGGAGUUUAUUUCGAUUGAGAAAAAUUAUUUUUCUGUUUGUCAAUUUAAUUUUAUUCAAUCAAGACGAGAUUUUAGGAUCAGGAUAUAAUGUCUCAUUGAAAUAUUAUCAUCCAUACUCGAGAUGGCAGAGAAGAUCGUUAACUCCUUGUGCAUGGCUUGAACGUGGUGGCUUUUUUAAUAUGCCUAAAUAUUACAACUCAUUAUCACCAUUUGCACAACGACGGCAUGUCUGUUCAGGUUAUACAAGUUGUCCACUUACAUGGCUUCCAACAAAUGAUGUUAAAUCUUUAACAUUCAAACUUAUAGGUACAGAUGAUAUGCGUGAUUAUGAAUUUCAAGCUCAUUUUUGUAACAGAAUCUAUGAAGCACGGCAUCGUUAUUGCACUAUGGAAGAAGGAGAAAUCGCAUUUGAACUGAGGCAGAUAGGGACAUGGCUGAUGGUAGAUCGCAUCAACUGUCGAUGUCUAGGCAUAGCUGAUGUUGAACGCUAUGGUUACAGUAAGGGUGUUCAGUUUGGAGACCGUGUUUUUCGCGGUAAUUAUAUACACAUGACAUGUGCAACAAAGCCUCAAUGUAAAAUAGACGAUUUUUGUUACAUUGAAACACCAAGUACAGAUGGUUAUAUUUACGGUGGUCGUGUACCAUGCAUUUGUCCAAAACAAUAUCAUUGUCCAAUUUAUUUUAUCCGAGAUAAACGUAUUCCACAAGUCAAUGAUGAUGGACGUGUUAUCAGUUACGGGAUUAAAUGUAAACGAAGAAAUUAUUGAUAAAAAUUUACAAUAUUAAAUUUUUUCGCCAAAAAUAUUUCAUCUCUUUUCUAGUUUCUGUUUUCAUUUACAUUAUUAACCUUGUAUUUCUGUUCUACGACCAACUUCGAAAUAAUUCUUCUAUUAUACAAUAUUCUUUCUGAUGUAUAUGUAUAGAGCACAAUUUUGAAUGUUAGGAGGAAAAUGAACGAUUUAUCAAUAGAGAUUGUUGUAUAAAAAUUAAAAAAAAACCUGUCAGUUUC